Molecule: messenger RNA, 1586 nt
Organism: Gracilinanus agilis (Agile Gracile Mouse Opossum)
Lineage: Eukaryota; Metazoa; Chordata; Mammalia; Didelphimorphia; Didelphidae
Product: gasdermin-A-like
Exons: 10
Biological process (GO): pyroptotic inflammatory response; defense response to bacterium
Molecular function (GO): phosphatidylinositol-4,5-bisphosphate binding; phosphatidylinositol-4-phosphate binding; phosphatidylserine binding
Source: RefSeq, a predicted model, not a curated record
AUGACCUUGUUUGAAAAUGUCACUCGGGCCCUGGCCAGACAGCUCAAUCCCCGAGGAGACUUGACCCCCUUGGAUAGCCUCAUUGACUUUAAGCGCUUCCAUCCCUUCUGCCUGGUCCUGAGGAAGAGGAAAAGCACACUGUUCUGGGGUGCCCGUUAUGUCCGCACUGACUAUACACUCCUAGAUCUGCUACAGCCAGGAGCCUCACCUUCAGAUCCAUCCGACACAGGAAACUUCUCUUUCAAGAAGAUGCUGGAUGCCCGCCUGGAGGGUGAAGUAGAUGUCCCCAAAACAGUGAAAGUCAAAGGGACAGCAGGGCUCUCACACAGCAGUACCCUAGAGGUUCAGUCUCUCAGUGUUUCUGCUAAAGCCUUGGAUGACUUACAUAAGGAAAGGAAGCUUAUGCCAGAGCAUUCAUUCCUGCAAGAGAUAAAGGAACGAGGGGAAAACCUGUAUGUGGUGAUGGAAGUUGUGGAAACUGUGAAGGAGAUCACCCUGGAGAAUGCUGGGAAAGCUUCAGGAUGCUUCUCCCUCCCCUUCUUUGCCCCUUUGGGCCUACAGGGGUCCAUAGACCACAAGGAAGCUAUCACCAUUCCCCAGGGCUGUGUCCUAGCCUACCGAGUGAGGCAGCUGAUAGUCAAAGGAAAGGAUGACUGGGAUAUUCCCCAUGUAUGCAACGAAGACAUGAAAACUUUCCCUCCAGAAGGUGAGUAGAAUUGCUCUCAGAAAAUCCUGAGGAUAAAACAUUCACCCGUAACUGAAGUCCCAGAAAAUUUUGGAACACUAAAGAAAGAAGUUCAAAAUGAAGCCCAAGAGGUGGCCAAAUUAAGCAAGGAAGGGCAGGAGUCACUACUCAAGUCCCUCAGAAGCAUUCUGGGGAAGAAACAAGACCUCCAAGAUUUAGAGCUCACGUUUGAAGAAGCUCUGAACAAGGGGCAUCCUGUGUCCCUGGAGGCCAACCCAAAAGACAUUGAACUCUCCCGUGAUGUUGUGGAAGGCGUUCUUUAUUUUCUUGGAGCCCUGACAGAGCUGACUGAAGCCCAACAUAAACUACUAGCAAAAUCCAUGGAGAUGAAGCUCUUGCCCCAGCAGCUAAAACUGGUGGAGAGUGUUAUGGAGCAGAACUUUCUACAGACUGAGGAAGGUUUAUUUCCCCUAAAGCCUGAGCUACUAUCCUCCCUUGGGGAUGAGGAGCUGACUUUCACUGAGGCUCUCGUGGGGCUCAGUGGCCUGGAAAUGCAGAGAUCAGGCCCCAAGUACAACUGGGACCCUGACACACUCCCCCAACUCUGUGCCCUGUAUGCUAGCCUCUCCUUCCUACAGCUAUUAACCAAGCACUCCUAAAUUCCUCUUAACCCUGCCUCCACUUGUCUUUUUUCCCUUAUACUAUUCUCCCUCACGUUCUUUUCUCUCCAUUCUCCUAUAAUACUCAGAACCAGUGUUACUGAAGAGGAAAUCCCACUCAAGUGGGAUAAAUAUUUUAGGACCAAGGUCCCUAAUCCCUGCCCUCUUUGCCACUGUCCCUCAGCUGAAAUUUAAACCCUCAAAAAGUAAUUUCUUUAAAAAAAAUUUUAAGUAAAUAUUAU